UGUGAGCUUGUGGAGGAGUGUGUAUUAGUGCGUUUAUGCUGUGGGAACACACACACACACACACACACACACGGAGUGUACAUCAGAGGAGUGAGUGCGGACUUCGGAAGUAAACUAGCUAUUAUGAGUACUGAUUAGAGCUCACCUGUGUGAUCAAGACCGCGGAGUGUGUUCUGUAUAUUAGUAGUAGUGCGUGUAGUGUAUUGUGUGGUGCAGUGUGUGUGUAUGGCUCUGGAUUACUCUGGAGUGUUGGAGUGUGAGCAGUGGGCAUACACAGACCAUGUGGACCCUCAUAUACUGACCCCCACGUUGGGAGAGAUCAUGUCUGUGAGGGAGCUCUACGAGGAUGAUGAAGCUCGGGAGUCGGAUCAUGACAGCGCCAUCGAGAGUGCUGCGGGAUCUGACCUCUCUGAUGGAGGAAGAGGAGGAGAGAAAGAAGAACCCCUGCCUCUCUUUCUGUCAGGACAAAAGAGUGGAGAGGUCAGUCAGAACCCAUCGGUUACGUCUGACCAUUCAACGCACUCGCUGAACGAGGAACAGUUUGAGGAUUAUGGAGAGGGAGAUGACGGAGACUACAGUCCCAUCAGCCCCGAAUAUGAGACCCACACCAACGGCUUCUCUGACCUCGGAUCUUCACUGUCCUCCAGUGCGGGUCACACUCCGAGGAAGGUGCCCCAGCUGAAUGGAGAUCAGGACGUGUUUUGUUCAAACUGCUGCAAGAAAGUUGUUCAGCUCAACGAACUCGAGACUCGCCUUAAAAACCUCAGACUACACAGCCCAAACAGAACAAUCUCCAGUACAGCAUUUGGCAGGCAGCUCCUCCACCACAGUAAUCUCAUCAGUAGCAACGACAGCACAGAGGAUCUGUUUAAAGAAACCAUUGACUACUGUGAUGUCGACAUCACCGAGAAGGUGAGUGAGUUGGAGAAGAAGCUGUUUGAGUUGGAGAGUGAAUGUCUAAUGAAUGGAGAUGUGAAAUCCAAACUCAAACAGGAGAACACACAACUAGUGCACAGGGUACAUGAGUUGGAGGAACAGUUAAAGGAACAGGAAAUGAGGGCGAAGCAGACUCUAGAUGAUGAACAGCAGAGACAUAGAGACUCCCUUAGCAAGUUAGAGAGGGACAAGGAUACACAGAUUGAUCUGCUUAAUAACAGGGUGCAGCACUUGGAGGUGGAGAUUUCUGAGAUGCUCACUAAUGUCAAGAGGCUAAAGGCUCAGACGGAGAAGCUGGACGAGGAGAAACAGCGGAUGACGGAUAAACUGGAAGACACGAGUCUGCGUCUGAGGGACGAGAUGGACCUGAACAGGAAGAUGAUGGACAAACUGAGGCAGAGCCGAAGCGACUUUCAGAAAGAAAGAGAAGCCCUGCAGGAGUUAAUUGAGGAUCUGAGGCGCGAGCUGGAGCAACUGCAUCUCUACAAGCUGGAGGCAGAGCGAUUGGGGCGGAUCCGGCGUGCGUCCAUUCUUCAGUCAGAUUUCCCAGGGCGGACCCGUGAGAACGAACUGGAGCAGGAGGUCAGGAGACUCAAACAGGACGUUUCUUUUGACCUUCAGCAGCGAGUGUGUGUUAGCGCACAACUGUGCCGCAGUCUGGCGGAGCACCAGAAGCUCCGGGAGCAGAAUGAAGAACUGAAUGGACAGAUCCUCAGUCUGAGUCUACACGAAGCAAAGAACCUGUUUGCUACUCAGACCAAAGCUCAGUCACUAGCUGCUGAAAUCGACAACGCCUCACGUGAUCAGUUGAUGGAUGCCCUCAAAGAGCAGGAGGAGAUAAACACCCGACUCCGGCAGUACAUGGACAAGAUUAUAUUAACCAUCCUGGACCACAACCCAUCCAUCCUGGAAAUUAAGCUCUAAAAAUAAGCUGGUGGAACACUGGACUUAUGUCGCCCCCUGCUGCCCUGGAGGAGGAACUGAGUUUUUCCUAGAGGAUUUGCACUUCUUGGUGUAAAGUGAACUUAAUGCACCCUUCCUGAGGAUGGGUUCCUGUGCACUUUUCCAAUGAUACUUCAUCAUGGCUGCUGAAUGGAAAUCAGCGCUAGAGGAGCAUGAUGGGACUGUGAAAUGAAGUGAUUGGAAAGGAUUUGCAACACUGGACGUGUCUUGCAAUACACACAUGCGACGGGUCACUAAAGUGGACAAGAUGGUUAAAAAUAAGUCCAUUUUUUGUGAGUUAUCAGAGCUGCUGAUUGGUAAUUGUAGUGUUAAGUACGUCAGUUCUGAUGGCGUUAUUGGCAGUGUAAGGCAUUUUUAUGUGAGGAUUUAGAAAGUGUUUAAUGGUCUGAUGGAUCAUAGAAAGAGAGCGAUGAAAACAGCAAGUGCUAGACAGAAGAUUAGAUGCUACAGAAGCACAUCCUGAUUUUCCAGAGUAACCAGUAUCUUCAGGUUAACAAAGAUGCAGUUUAAGUUAGGAUUGAUUAAACAAUUACAGACCUGAUCACAUGACCAGCUCUAGCUUUUAGGUGCUUUGGGCCUUUAGUCUAAAAUAGUGGAUUUAACUGCAGAAUAAAUGUUUAUAUUAGCCAAGCUAGCUUGUAACAAUGUGCAGCAAUGUGUUUAUCUAACCAAGCUGCCUCACCUAAUGUUAAUACAACAUCUCCAGCUGUAGAUAUAAAACGUUACAUCGCUAGUUAAGUUUAACAGAAUUUUCAGUCAUGUGAUGUUGAUUUAUAAUCAGGUUUGCGAUUAUUUAAUUAAAUUUAACUUUUUUCAAAAUUAGUACGUGUGGUACCUUAACAAGUGCCAAUAUUAAAUUUUCGGACCAGACUAAUUGGUGUUCCAUUUAAACUGUUAAGCGUUGUGUUAUGAAUUCGGUAGUAUAAGUGAAAGGAGUUAUGGGAAUGCCUAAUCUACCACUAAACAUUUUUCAAAAAUCUGUCUGUCUGCUGCCUUUUUAAUAGGGCAGCUUUAUCAUUAACAAUUAUACAAUUGUACAAUUAUAGUAGUGAAUAUGCUAAACUUACAUUGUAUAACCAGUUAUCUGCUAAUGCCCAGGCAAUACAGAGCACAGAAACGCCACUGAAAUCAAAGAGAGUGCAAAAAUGGACUUGGUGUUGUGAAUGUAUGGAUGUCAGUGUGAGAAUUUUUUAAUACUCAUCUUUCUAUUCUGUCAUUUCGAAGUGCUUCCUGUUCUUAAACUGUUACAAGGCCAGGUUUGUAGGCAAGGUUUAUAGAUCAGCCAUAAGCUGCUGUUACAGACAGCCUUUUUCUAAUCAGGGUCUUUAAUUCAGUGUUUUUAUUCUAGGAAUUAUAGAAUGUUUUUACACCAGCAAUGUAAAUCAAUUAACAAAAAUGUGGAAUUUAAAGUCUGUGGAUUGAAUGGAAGAAAACCAGAUUUAGAUGAAUUAAUCUGAUACUAAGAACUGAUAUCAGAUGAAUAUUAGCCUGAAUGCUGGUAAGAGAUGUUCCAAUUAACCCAAAUGUAGUUGCUUAGCCAUCCAGUUUACCACCAGUUUAGCAUUACUGCUUAAAAAACUCAAGUCCAAAUCAUCACUAAUUUAUGCUAAAUCUAAUAUAAAAACUUUAUAUGGUCUUAGGUGUGAUGAUUUAGGUAUUCGGUUUGUGUGAACCAGUCGUAUGCAUUUGCUCAGUAUCUGAUCUGGUCCAGUCUGAUACUCAGGCUCUGGUAUCUGUAUUGAACAGAAAAUACAUCAGGUGAACAAUGGGAUCUGUGCAUUCCUAUUAUUUCUUAGAUGUUGAAUUGGGUGUAGUUUGUAAUGUACUUGGUGACUGGGUCACUGUACACUUAAAAUUGUGGUUGUUACAAUUUCACAGAAUGUUAGUUUUUGUUUAAAUUACAUAAACCGACCAGCAAUCAAUUUUUCCAGAAGCAUAAUGAAGGUAAGGUUGUUCUUCACAUCCACUAAGGUAGUAUUGUUUCAUUUGUUUGUACCUUUAGCUUUGCACCAUUGUCACAGUUGUUUUUGUAUGUUUUAUGCCAUUUCUUUAUUGUAAGUAUUUGUGCCUUUUAUGUACCAGUCCCACUGACAGACUGAUUGUUUAGACUUCUUGCACAUUUGUAAAUCACAUUAUUUUAGUGGAAUUUCAAUGUAAUCCCUAAACAACUGUAAAUACUGUACAUAAUUAAUCAGUUUUCUAUUCUACAGUCAAUUCACAUUCCUUCUUUGCCACUUUUGUACUCAUGAUGUUUUUUUGUAUCAUCUGAAAAGUCUACUUUAAAGUUACUUGCAGAUGAAAGCCAGAAUUUUUUUCAUGCUCUAGGUCUAUCUUCCUGGGAAAAAUAAUUAAAAAGGUGCUUUAUAAUGAAUCUAAAAGCAAUAUUACACCACUAAUAUAGUGACAGAAGCCACAAGCUGUAGCCUAAUUGCUGAAAGCACUCUGGGUCUGCUGCACUGAUUCAACAUUAUUCCAUUUUGGAAUUGGGUUAUAAGAUGUAGAAAUAUUAAAAACAGUGCAUUGUAAAUCACUACACUUUGUUUUCUCUCCAGAUUCCUACAGUGAUCAAACAUUUGUCUAAAAUCCUGUAGUUAUGAGCCAAAUAUCAGCAAAUCCAGACUAUUAAAAUCAUCAAAUGUGCUGUUUGCUGUUAGCCAGUCUACUGUGGUUAAUGACGUCUAGCUUCUCCAACUUUAAAUCACUUGUUUAUGAAAUUUUUUAAUCUUUGACAGGGCAGAGGUUUCUCAGUGAUUUGUAUGUUUAAUAUGCAGAUCAUUUUAAUUGCGUUCAAUUUUCUGAUUAGCCGUAAGAUCAGCCUUGUUCAUUGAUUAAUGUAACUUGAAGUAUUGUUUUCUCUUUUUGUAAAAUAGCUGUAAUGUUCUGCAUCAUGUUGAAUAUGCAAAAAGAAGUCAACUUCAGCAUGGUUUAGAUAAACAGGAUGUUACUGUGGCUAGACUUUUGAAAAUAAAUUCUAAUGUCAA
Trichomycterus rosablanca is the source of this 4880-nucleotide messenger RNA. RefSeq names its product RAB11 family interacting protein 4 (class II) b (gene rab11fip4b). Gene Ontology annotation, biological process: endocytic recycling; regulation of cytokinesis. NCBI's taxonomy places the organism in Eukaryota, Metazoa, Chordata, Actinopteri, Siluriformes, Trichomycteridae. Gene Ontology annotation, cellular component: cleavage furrow; endocytic vesicle; midbody. The record is from RefSeq and is a predicted model, not a curated record. Bases 226 to 1860 code for a protein of 544 amino acids. The transcript has 14 exons.